GUUCUCGUCUUCUCGUUACAUAUGCACAGUUCUCUACUCCUCACCUCCGAAUGCUACUGGCCACACCCGUACAUCGCCUUCACUCCCUCCUCCCCUCCUUCCUCUCACAUUCUUCAUCUAGAAAUUAAAUCUCUGCUUUUCCUUCGCUCUCCCUAUUCCAAUGGCUUCCACAGUCGAUUCCACCGCCCAUAUUCUCUCCCAGCUUGGCCUAGAUGAUGAUUUCGCUUCUCCUGUCCCCAAUCUCAAGAAAAAUCUCAACCUUCUUUCGGAAGAACAGGUUGGGCUCGCGAAGAUGCUGAUGGAGAUGGGGCAAAGUCAUUUGUUUGAACAAUGGGCGAAUCCGGGUGUAGAUGACGACCAAAAGAAAGGCUUUUUCGAGCAGGUGGCUCGCCUAAAUUCAAGCUAUCCUGGGGGUUUGGCGUCAUACAUUAAGACCGCUAGAGGACUCUUGGCUGAUUCGAAAGAUGGAAAGAAUCCUUUUGAUGGCUUCACGCCUUCUGUUCCAACUGGUGAGAAUUUAACAUUUGCUGAUGAUAAUUUCACCAAUUUUGAGGAGGUGGGUAUAAAGGAAGCUCGAAAAGCUGCAUUUGUUCUUGUUGCAGGGGGCCUUGGGGAGCGUCUUGGAUACAAUGGAAUCAAGGUUUCUCUUCCUGUAGAAACAACUACCGGAGCAUGUUUCCUACAGCAUUAUAUAGAAUAUAUAUUGGCUCUUCAAGAUGCCAGCUGUAAACUCCUACCAGGUGAAUGCCAGACACAGAUUCCUUUUGUCAUUAUGACAUCUGAUGACACACAUGCACGUACCUUAGAACUCUUGGAAUCAAAUUCUUAUUUUGGCAUGCAAUCCACACAAGUGAAACUUUUGAAGCAGGAAAAAGUCGCAUGUUUGGAUGAUAAUGAUGCCAGGCUAGCAGUGGAUCCACAUAACAAAUACAAGAUUCAGACAAAACCUCAUGGACAUGGUGAUGUGCAUGCACUUCUUUAUUCCAGUGGUCUUCUGAAAGUAUGGCUUGUUGCUGGUUUGAAAUGGGUGCUCUUUUUUCAAGAUACAAAUGGACUUCUAUUCAGGGCAGUUCCUGCAGCACUUGGUGUCAGUGCUACCAAACAGUACCGUGUUAACUCUGUUGCUGUGCCUCGGAAAGCAAAAGAAGCUAUAGGAGGGAUUACCAGACUCACUCACUCUGAUGGGAGGGCAAUGGUGAUAAAUGUGGAAUACAAUCAACUAGAUCCUCUCCUCAAGGCAACUGGACACCCUGAAGGUGAUGCCAAUUGUGAGACUGGCUACUCACCUUAUCCAGGAAAUAUAAACCAAUUGAUAUUAGAACUUGGUCCUUACAUUGAAGAGCUCACAAAAACAGGAGGUGCUAUCCAGGAGUUUGUUAACCCGAAGUACAAAGAUGCCAGUAAAACUUCAUUUAAGUCCUCUACUCGACUUGAAUGUAUGAUGCAAGACUAUCCCAAAACAUUGCCCGCAUCUGCAAGGGUUGGAUUCACGACCAUGGAUUCAUGGCUUGCUUAUGCACCUGUGAAGAACAACCCGGAAGAUGCUGCUAAGGUACCAAAAGGAAAUCCAUAUCAUAGUGCAACUUCUGGGGAAAUGGCCAUUUAUCGAUCAAACAGCCUCAUUCUGAAAAAGGCUGGUGUCGAAGUAGCAGGUCCAGAAUUGCAGGUUAUUAGUGGGCAAGAGGUGGAAGUGUGGCCUCGUAUCACAUGGAAACCAAAAUGGGGUCUGACCUUCUCUCAAAUUAAGAAGAGAGUUAGUGGAAGUUGCUCCAUUUCUCAAAGGUCUACAUUGGUCAUUAAGGGUAAAAAAGUCAACCUAAAGAACCUGUCCUUGGAUGGGGCUCUUGUCGUUGAUGCUGCUGACGAUGCAGAGGUGGACGUGGUUGGUUCUGUCAAAAACAAAGGGUGGACCCUCGAAACUGUGGACUACAAAAAUACCGCGGAGCCCGAGGUAGAAAGGAUUAGGGGUUUUAAAUUCAACAAAAUUGAACAACUGGAGGGGAAAUAUUCUGAGCCGGGUCAAUUUACCUUGAAGUAUUGAAGUUACAUUUCAUUCAUGCAUCAUUCCUUAUUCUUUCUCCUACUGCGUCGCAACUUUUCUUCACGGCCUGAGUGCGUAACAUGCUCUAAGCAGAGAUAUAUGAGAAGUUUUUUGAGAUUUGAAAUU
Molecule: messenger RNA, 2167 nt
Organism: Neltuma alba
Lineage: Eukaryota; Viridiplantae; Streptophyta; Magnoliopsida; Fabales; Fabaceae
Product: UDP-sugar pyrophosphorylase
Exons: 17
Coding region: 161-2041 (626 amino acids)
Biological process (GO): UDP-N-acetylglucosamine biosynthetic process
Molecular function (GO): UDP-N-acetylglucosamine diphosphorylase activity
Source: RefSeq, a predicted model, not a curated record